This is a messenger RNA of Xyrichtys novacula (pearly razorfish), 33286 nucleotides long. NCBI's taxonomy places the organism in Eukaryota, Metazoa, Chordata, Actinopteri, Labriformes, Labridae. The record is from the annotation of a GenBank genome assembly.
GCAGACUUUUACUCUGAAGGAGGAACAAUCUCAGUCUCGCGAUGGCUGUAUCUGUUGCCUUGACGAAUCUCUCUCCUCUCCUCUCAUCCUCUCUCAAACUGCCGUCACCCCGCGCAGUACCGAUGCCUCGUGAAACCUGGAUCUUCUGCCAGACAGAGAGAGCUACCCGCUCACUUCAAAGCAGGCUGCAAAAGUCAUGACGGAGAAAAGGGAUUUUUGAGCCACAGUUCAAGAAGAACAACUCCGUAAUAGAGAUUAGCGUUCAGAAUCGGUGCAAGUGUGAGUGUAUGUCAGAUAUAGUGUGUGUCGGACUCCUCACUCAGUGAUGUAGAAACGGGAAGGUGGAUUUUGGCAUGUGAGAAGAGCAGGUAAAAGGUAAGACUCGUGACACAGUUGCUAUUGAGCUGCUUGAACACACCAGAAUCAAGCUCUGGUUGCUUUAAUCUGUUGCCCAGAUGAGUGAAAAUCUCUCAUUGCAUGACUCACGACUAACUGAGUGUUAACUGGCAGGAAAAUGAGAUUGACACCUGGUUUCAUCAGCAGAGGAUAGGCGUAGUCUUUAGUCUAUAUGGGCAAGAGGUGUGAGGGUUUGGGAGGAAUGCAGAUAAUUCACUAGGAAACAACAGAGGAGUUCCCAUGACGUUCAUGGCAUUCUAAUGAAUGGAGAUAUAGGCUCUUCCUCAGUUUAGGAUAUGAUGGAGUGUAGAGAGAAAAGAAAAUGUGGUGCAUCCACUGUAUGAGUUUGGGUGGAUGACGACACUUUCACUUCCGCCACCUAACACAAAGGAAUCAAUUAACAGAUGUCAAAACCACACAUAAGUGUCAUAUUUACUGUGUUUGAACAGUUCUGCGAUGCCUUCAAUUCUUAGUAUGGUUAUAUCUUUCUACUGAAUAACCUGCACUAGAGAGAUUACAUCUGUAGCCUGCACCAGAUGACAUGAUGCCUCCAACACACUUCACAGGGUAGAUAAAAACCCUCCCUGAGAUGCUCAGCGGGGAUGACACACGCACUGUAUGAAGUUGGCGGUUGGUGCUUUGCUGUGAGUCAAAGUGGCCUGCAGCAGAGGUACAUAGUCUUUUUUGUACACCCCCCUUCCCUUCCCCCCCAACAGGAUCUCUAAAAGCAUGUGGGGGUGAGAUAUAGAGUAGAUAUUUCCUUUCAUGCGGAUGAGUGGUUGCAAAAAAGCCUCACUUUACACACUUCUAUGCUGAGCUUAAGUAUGAGAAAUAGGACUGAAUUAUAAAUGAGUUAUGCUCCAGCUGAAAGACUCAGCUACUGUCUCUUGUCUGACUUCCAUCAGCAUUAAUUGGGUAUGGAAUAGAAACAGUAGAUGAGUGCAGAUUUUAUCUGAUUGUUCUAUCCAUAGAACUGAGGGCAGAGCAAAUAACCAGCAAGGCAUUUCACAGGUGUAUCUAGAAAUAUAAAUGAGCUAGCAGGGAAAAAAAAGGUGAAAUAUGUCAAAUGAUUCAUCAAGCUCACCCAGUUCAUUCAGUUUCUUUAUCUUGUGGCCAUAAGGUUGAUUGUUCUAAGUUUUCCUGUUCAAAAAAAGAGCAAUUUGGGCUCAGAGAUAUAAGGAUUUUGGACAACCCCUGCCUCUGCUGUCUUCAAGCAAGAGGGAUGCUAAUGGAGGAGAGAGAGGAUACAGGCGUUACCGCGGCAAGAUAGAGAGAGCGUGUGUCUGCGAUGAAGAGUGUGUGAGGCGUUUCCAUGGAAACCUGUCAGGGGUGUGUUUGGUCUCUGGAGAUGGUGGGGAGUGGAGAAAGGGAGAGAGAUGAGAGGUGGAGAGAAAACUAUCCCUCAUUAAGGGUGAGAGGGGGAUGGGGAAAGGAGAUAAUGGAGAGAAGAGGGAAAGGUGGGAUUGCCCCCCACACCCCCCACCCCAACAUCCACCACCAUUGUUUGUUUUCCUUCUCUCUGUGCUGUGUUUCUCCUAUCCAAGCUUCCUUCUCUCUUCUCACGCCACCUUGUUUCCUCAGUCGGAAGUAACAGGCUGGGCUUGUCAUGCCUUUGUUCAUGUUAUAUGGGAUGCUUUCAUUUGAAUGAAAGGUAUGUCAUAUUUGAACAUUUACAUGAGCUGUCUACUCUUUAAUGCCUCUCAGCACUUCUUUACAGUGUCUGUAGACAUAGUAUAGAAGACCACAGUCUUGACAUUCUUGGUCAAAUUUAAGCCCCUGCAUUUAUCAACUUUUUAAGGAGCAAACUCAAUUGACCCCUUCUCAGCCUUUCCCACCCAAUUAGUGCUAAUGAUCUGUAUGAAUGGGCUCUAUUAAAGCUAAUUCCUCUGGAUUUUUUAAGUCUACUUACACCUGUUGGUGUGGGAUGUUCAUGUUCGAGCUAUUAAAAUAAAUUCAACAGAAUUACACGGCUUUCUAAACAAACUAUUCCUAUAUAAUCAAACCAUGAAAAACAUUUGAAUAAUAUCUGUAUCAAGAAAUCCAACAGGUUGAGUCUACACAGAACCUUUAAAAUAGGCUGUGCAAAUAUUUACUAUUUUAUCCGAAUAGAAAAAAAAAAAACCACUGCUGCAGCAACAAGUGUGAUCAAUAUUUUUAAAGAAAUAUAUAUUCUUUUGCAAUUCACAUAUACUGCUAUUUUUAAAAGUUAAAAUAUUUUUCUUGUAUUGAUGAGAUAAAUCUUCCUGACUAGAUGUAAGAUAAAAAUAAGGUAGCACAAUGGAGGUAUGAUGGGCUGAAAAAUACAAACCCCAAUUCCACUAAAGUUGGGGUGUUGUGAGGAAUGUGAAUAAGAACAGACUACAAUGAUAUGCAAAUCCCCUUCUACCUAUAUUUAGUUGAAUACACUACAGAGACAAAAUAUUUAAUGUUUAAAUUUAUAACCUCAAUGUUUUUUUUUUUGUUUUUUUUUUGUUUUUCAAAUAUUAAUUCACUCUGAAUUUGAUGCCUGCAACACAUCACAAAAAAGCUGGGACAGGGUCAUGUUCACCACUGUGUUAGAUCAGCUUUCAUUUGAACAACACUUAAGUGAUUUGGAAACCAAGGACACUAAUUGUUGAAGCUUUGGACUUUUUUCCUCAUUCUAACUUGAUGUAAGACUUCAGUUGUUCAACAGUCUGGGAUCUCUGUUGUGGUGUUUUGUGCUUCAUAAUGCUCCACACAUUUUCAACGGGAGACAGGUCUGGACUGCAGGGAGGCCAGUCUAGUUUAGUACUUUAUAUUCUCCCACUCAGGCCUGUUUCAUAUAAAAACUUUAACAAACUUUUCCAGUCUGACAUUUAGUCAACACAAUAACGUCAGAAACUGUAGCUCUAAUAUGGAGACAUUAAUUUUAAACUUUUAUUAAACUUUUUUAUGAAACGUUAUUAAUGUUAAGUGUUAAAUUUAACAUGUGUAAUUGUUUAACCUAAAUUUUGUUGCUGUGUUUAUUUCUUUCUGUCACCUAGCCAUUCACUGUAUGAUGCACUGUAGUUGUAUUCUUGUAUUUAUAGUAUUCAGUAUAUUUUAUCCUACACUAAAGCUUAAACAGGGACAAAGACUACAAAUUAGCUGAAGCUAGACACCUUUUAUGCAUCACAUUUUCCAUUUCUUGUGGCAAUGUUGUAUGUAUUGUCCCUGUUAAAUAAACAUUAAAACAAAUCAAUUUAGGUAUCCUUAAACCUGUGUUAUUAUUGUAAUGUACAUUAGAUAACGUGUGCUAUUAGCUCAUGUUGUAAAAUAUAUUUAUAUAGUUGAUGUAGAUCAACUAAAUACACAGGACCCCUAUGAAAACAAGCCAUAGUGCUUUGGUUUAUCAUUUUAGACCAGCGUCCUUUUGUAUAAAACUCUACUCCUGUGCUUUUUGUGAAAACUGUCGGUAAAGUAUUUAAUCAAUCAAUCUAACCCAACUCUCUGACCCAGUUAAUGGAUUACUCUCAGAAAAAAUAACCCAAAAAAUAUUAACCCAGUCGAAAAACCCACAAAUUGUGUUUUAAAGAAUUCUAUAUCCCAAGAAAUGGGUUUGUCUCUGAAAAAUAACCCAGAAAUAUUACCCAACAUGCAGGCCUAUAGCCAAGGAAUUGGGUAGAAGAAAUAACCCAAGUGUUUUUAGAGAGUAGGUGUGUGUAGCACUGAUGUAGUAACUCUGAACGGACCUGUUCUUUACUAUACUAUAAGAGCUCAGACAAAAUUUUGAUAAAAAUACAUAUUUAUUUCAGUACCAGAUUUUAAUGGUGGCACAGGAGUUUUACUCUGUUUUAAAAAACUUUAGGACUCCUCCCCUCAAACUUUGAUCCACAUAGAUAUGAGCAGUUUUUGGUACAGCAAAAGUGAGUUCUGCUAUUUUAAUCUUUAAUUCUUGAUUGUCAUAUUUUGAUCGUUCAAUAAUCAUAAUUGAUAUCGAAAUUCAGUAAUGCUCAAGAUGUACUGAUCAAACACAAGCAUUUGACUUUGGUUGCAAUGGAUUAUUGAAUCAUCCCACAAGGAUAGAUCGCAUUUACAAAGUGAUUGGACACAAUGAUUCAGUUUGAUGGCAUUGUCUUACAGUCUCCUUCAGCAUAUUAGAGCUUAGCUCUAAAGAUUAUCUGGAUGAUUUUUUAAAUUCAUUUCUUUCUUUCUUUAUUUAUUAGCAAAACUGUACAUGGCUGCAUCAUCUGAAUAAGUGGAAAAAAGUGGGAGCUGUGGCUUAGUGGUAGAGAUGGGUGUCUUUUUAAGCAAAGAUGGGGGUUCUAUCGCAGAUACUGCAGUCCAUAUGCUGAAGUGUCCUUGGGAAAGACACUGUACCUAGAAUUGCCAGUAGCCAUCGGUGUAUGAUUAAUGCUGAGAGACACUUCACAGCCCACCCUCUGCCAUCAGUGUAAUAAAGUGUUACACACUAACCCCGCAUCAAACAAAGUUCAGAGUUUGGGUCCUACUUCUUUCCCAGGUAAACUACCUCAGUGGAGAUGAUCCCAGUAAAGGGAACUUUUGCUUUUUUUAGUGAUCCAGAUCAUUUCACUUCGUUAAGGAGACAAACAUUACUCACAUAUGAUAGCUGGCUUCUAGGGCCAAGUCUUUACAAAUGUCACAUCACUGGCACCCCUCCUCAGUGGAGAUGUCUGCUGCUAAGUGUAGUUUGGUAACAUGAAAAUGGUGAUAAUAUGAAAAUAAUUGAAGUUAUCUUUAGAAGAAGUUAUCUUUUAAAGCUUUUAAUCGUCAUUCCUUAAAUUAAUGUCUACAUUUCCAAAAUAUUGUUUAAAAAAAUAAUGAUCAACUGAUUGAUGGACAUGGGCCCAGCGUUGCUCAAGGGUUCAUAUACUGUAUGUCAGCUUCUGCAAGUUAUAAAUGCCACAUUAUAUAUAUGGAUAGGUCUUUGUCGUGGGCAGGGUUGAGGUUGACUGGUGUUGUUUCUCAGCCAACAUAAUGGUGCAUUCCAAGUAUAAACUACUUAGCUGUGACUGCUUGCUAUUUAUCAACCUCUCACUCUUCUUCUCCAUCCCCGCCCUUUCCUUAUACUGUGUGGUAAAUUCUGGCAAUAUAAAAAAACAAAAACAGGGUAAGUAAAAUGCCAACUGAAGACUUUAUCUUCACAGUUGAAAGUAAUGUCACUGUGGCUAUCUUUGGUUCAAGCUUCACUCAUCUGGAUUUAUAAUGUUGCAGGAAAUUGUUUCACAGAUCCUUGCCAUAAAAUAGAAUAACUUUGAUCACACACAGUGUACAACCAAACAAGUGAGCAAACAAACAAAUUAGAAAGACACAACUGUUUGCAUUAUAAUGGCAGAAAAAUGACACCACAGUCUGUAAAGCAGCAAGAUUGUUUACUCUUGUGAUGUCUUAGCCUUUGUUCUGAAUACAGACGAAACAAAGGAAUAGGGUGGUGAAGGCUCUUUUUAGAUGUAGCCAUGCAGCACAUUAGCCAUACAGCAAGUUAUGGAGUGCUUACUUGACAUUGGAGACAAUUUAUUUGACAGGAAAGACGAGACUAGUCUGUUGAGCCCUUUGCGAUUGUGAUUAGCAUUGCAGAUGCAGGUGUCAGUAGGCGUCAGUUUUAACAAAUUCAAGGUUUCCUUGUCUCCAGUGCAUGAUUAAAAUGUAACUCCAGUGCGUGGGAAAUUCACUAGAGCAGAAUUAUGCUUCAGCACACAGAUAGCCUAUUUUUUGCUCAGGUAUGUUUUGCACCUCCUCCCACUAAAGCUCUCUUGCGCUGAAGUCAAAACUGGCUCAAAGCUGCUGAAAAAUACUAUUUACUGCAGAUAAUCAAGAUCACCUUUUUUGUGACUGUGAUGGAAGACUGUGUUGGGAAUGAGAGUUGUGAAAAUUUCCUUAUGAAAAAGAAAGGACAAACAUCAUUUUUGACAGUGUCUGAAUAACAUUUUAAUACAUUUUCAACAUAAACAGUGUCCUGGUCACAGAUAAACGCUAGAUAAGACCACAGUUAUUCCCAACAAAAUAUAAAUAGAAUCAAAACCGAUUCAGAUUUAAUUAAAACCGACUCAGAAUUAAUUAAAACCGAUUCAGAUUUAAUUACCCCACAAAACAACCAGCAUUGUAUUGAUCUGUUUGUAAGUAAUUAUGCGAUCAAUCACACUGCAUAAUAUUCAUGACUGUAAACAACAGUAAGAGCCAAUAGUAUCAUCGACCAUUCAAAUCAAAUCUUGCAUUUUAUAUAAGCUGCAACUGCUCACACACACUUGCUGAACACUUCUAAAAAUCGAUCCAGAUCAGAGUUGGAUAUAACUGUUGAACAGAUGGUAUGCAGUUAUACUGAGCAAGGAAGAGCCAACAUCAGGUCUUUUUAUAGAUGGCCCACAGUAUAUGUAGCAUUAAAAAAGAAGUGUCUGAGUAUCAAAUACCCUAGAUUUAGACGUAGUAUUCCUGUCUUAGUGCUUUCCUAUACAUCUUUUUUUUAACUCAAGUAUUCACAAUAAAUGCUGAACAUGGCGCCUUUAAGAGCACCACCGCAGUUAUUGCAUUAAUAACUUAUGAGGUUAUUUGUUGCUGUAAUGUAAGUGGUUGUGGAGCUCUUUAUUAUUGCUUGCACCAUAGCAAAAACAGCAGACAACUGCUACCAAACAUCUUUGGGGUACUGUAAGUCAAAAUAUUCUAAAGUACCUGUCAUUCGUGCUGCUAUAUAUAAAGCAUCUCAACUCUCAGUAAUGUCAAGAGCGCAUAAUAGCACACAUCCUUUCCAUUGAGAAAUGAGGAAAUGAAGCAACAGGCAGGUCUCUGGAGGACGCACUCCUGUGGAAGGUACUAAUCAGAGGGAAGACGUCUUGGAGCACAAAAGCAUACUCAGUUCAGUCAGUGUGCACCUACAGUCCUCUGUCAUCAACACCCAAAGGAAAUGUUACAUUAUUUAAGAGCUCAAUGUGUAAGGGGAGCCAGAAUCUCUAUUUAACCAUACAUUAAUUAACACAGUGGUAUGUGUAUCUGAAAAUGAUAUCAGCUCUGUGUCAGAUUUUUGUAUUUAUUAUAAUGUCAAUUCUCUCAGCCAAUGGAGGAUAACAAGGACUUUCAGCAUGCAAUGUGUUUCUCAUUGUUAGACCACUUCAACAGUGAUAAUAGCCUUUGUUUCAAUGCAAUAGUUUUUCAAUCAAGCCAGGAGAGACAAUGCCAUAACAUUAUAUCUGGCACUAUCUCUGCCAAUAGCAACAUCAGAAACAAUAUCCUGCUUUACCUGGAUAAGCCAUAAACCUUGUGACUCAAUAAAACAUCAAUCAACAAUUCAAUCACUCUGUCUUUAUUUAUACAGCAUCAAUUUUCUUGUAUCAUUUUUCAGUGGCAAGAAAAGAGUUAAUUUCUACAGGCAGAAACCUCAAGCUGAACCAGACUCAGACCACGUUGGGCUGCAAAUGCAGAUAGAAAGGGAUGGCAAGAGACAGACAAGAGCAACAACAAAAUCAUGACAUUUUCCUAUGAAGAAAUUCUCUGACCUUUAUAAUUGUAAAUAGCAUGUUUUUUUUUUUCUCUUUUUACAGGAACAAGGUUAAAAGUAGGAGGCUGAUCCACAGAGGUUGAUGAAACAAAAACAUAAGAUCAGGGAAAUAAAAAGGGAAACUGUUAUGAUUUUGGAAUAAGAUGCUUUAGUUGAACCCAAAAGCAGGAUCGCAGGCAGAGUAAGUGUUCAGUGAUUUUAUGUAAGAGGAGGUGGGAUGGUGUGGGAGAAUCCAGGGUCGAAAGUGUGGGGGGAAUUCAGAAGUGAGGAGGACACAGAGGCAUGAGAGCUCGAGGUGAAGGCAGGUGAGUGACUUGGGUGCAAGAGUGUGGCAGUAUGGCAGAGGUUGGGCAAAGAGCUGGUGGCUUGUGGAGGCAAUGGAGGAAAAAGGAGGAGAGCGGAAUUAACUCCAGCAAACACACAACACUAGAAAAGCUCAAAACUUUUGCAUGAUUAGGUGCAGGUGUGUCGGUGCAGAAAGAGCAAGAGUAAAAUAAUCCUGAGACAAAAAUUGGAGUGAGGGUUUUUAGAUGAGUAAGUGUGAUCCAAAUGAUAAGGUGAGAUUCAAUAGGUUCUGGCAGACUAGACGAAACCUAUUCUGUCUUUGAAUCUGAAUCCUAUCUGUUUUAAGAGCAACUUUAGAAAUAAGAGCAUGCAACAGUUGGUGCUUGUUUUGUCCUAACGUUUCUCUGUAUUAUGUCGUGAUCUGUUGAGUUAUGAUGCAUUUGGGGCAGUGAUGCAUAGAUUACAUUAAAUAUCAAAGGUACUCCAAAACUAUUUAUUGCCUUGCAAAGUGAAGAGGAGGCAAUGUAUAUAGUAUUUUUUUAUCAUGCAAUAUCAAAAUGCCAUGACUGAGGCAAUAUAACACUCCAAUUUAGAUGGAAAUUUUACGUGUUAGGCCUCAUGGCACAGCUAAGGUGUCAGAAAUGACACCAGGUGAUAGACAAAAACAAAUCACACUGAUUUCCUGACAUCAUAUGGGUGGUAAUAAAAACAAACACUGAUUACUAGUCACAUAUGAUAAAGGGGGCAGGCUGCUUGCUGUUGCACAGUUUGAAAUAAAUAUUGUUUUAAUCCUGGGUGGUCAAUCUAGGUUUAUUCACCUCUGUGACAGGAUGCAGGAUGGCUUUGCUGGAGUGCUCAGUAAUAACACAAAUAAAAACAGUGAGCGCAGAUACAAACAGGUUGUUUGUCCAGGCAGGGAACAAAGCUUUGCUCCCAGGGAACACCCACUAUACCAUUGUAACCACCCAGUCAGAAUAGCUGACCAAUGAGCUGUUUUUUAAUGCACUUGGCCAAGUCAUCAUCAUAAAGAACUUCAAAGAAUACAAACACCAUUUCCCAAAGAGUGUAGCACCAGACCUAUUAUUAACAGCAUAUUUCCAGCUGUUAAGCCCCUGGCCUCCCAGCUGUCCUGUUGUGUGGACUGAUCUUUAGUCUGAGAGCACACUGCUUGCCGUGGGGCUAUAAGUCUGGUUGAGGGCCAAAGCCACAGCUUUAGUGGCUUUUAGGCUGACAGUGGUGGAGCUGCAUUGUGUGCUGCUGCUACACUGAGCAUUUGAGCUGAUGGUUGUAUGCACAGCAGCUUCGCAAUUGAGGGAAUUAUACAACAUAGCCAAAGACAAUCAUUAACUAACAAUUAUUUUUACUUAAUUUGACAGUUCAAACAAUGCACUUUGCUAGACAAUAAUCAAGUCAUGUUUUGAUUGUACCCAAAACCCGACAUCAAGAUUUGGGAUAUUUGGGGGCUCCAUUUUUCAUGUUUGUUAGUACCAGCAAACUGCCACACCUUGAAGUACACUUCAAUGUCUCCUUAGCAAGGAAAUAAAGAAUAACUGCGCCCAAAAAAUUAGUGGAGGGUGGCGACUACGCUGGAGUAGCCAAAGCACAACUGGACAUUAUUGUUGCAGUGUGUUCUGUCUGGUAAAGCCUGAGACAUGUAUGCUUUACUGACUUUAGAGAAGAGUUGUAAUUAAUGAAACGUGAAUUAUGAAAGCUGCCAUUCUACAUGCGUAUGAGCUAGUGCCAGUGGCCUAUCGACAACGUUUCCACUACUAUGCCAAAGUGAAAAGCAAACCUUCGUGGAAUUUACUUGAGACAAAUAGAUUUUAUUUGAUUGUUGGUGUACUUCACAAAAGGUAAAAACAAAAGAAGCCUUGUGACACAAAAACUGUGGAGGAUGAUGUGAUAUGGCUGAUAAGCAUGUUUUGGCCCACAAGAUGUCAUAUAGAUGUCAAGUUCCAUCCUGAGACAAAGGGCUCUAUUUUCGUGCCUCGCUGGAGACGUGCCGCAGGCGCGGCGUAAGUAUCCCCCCUCCCUAACUCAGUUCCUCCCAGCGGCGUAAGUUGUAGCGAGGGAGGAGAGAGGGCGUGGAGUGGCUUUAACACAGCCGAGACCUGUAUUGAUCAAUAACAUCAGCUCCUCUCCUCGCCUUUAAAUCCGCCACCAACGAGGCGUAUUACUAUUUUCGUGAAGUAGUCAAAGAGAUCAAGAGAUGUCUGAAGACAGUAAUGCCACACGAUGGCGACAGAAGGCAGCUUCUCAACAAGUGUUGUUGCAGAGGGUGUCCUCCACACUCUCUCAUAUGAGUACAGAUGGAUUUGGUGUGUGUAAUGUUGUACCUACUGGUAAGACAAACACCCUUUUCCACAAAUAAAGACACUCACAGAAAGUUGCACAUAUUCAAACCUCACGUGACAAAGGUGGGUUGUGCGCAGAGAUCACAUCAUAAAUUACAAUAAUGGCAUUAAAAUCGGAACCAUCUGUGCGUAAUGACGCAUCAUGCUCCGUGGCCUGGCUCUUUUUUUCAUAGAUGUUGGCAUAUAAAAUAAAUUUGGCUCACAAAACUGAAUAUUAUAAUAUUCGUAUGUAGGCUUAAAGUAAAUAACUCAUCUGAUCACUGAAACAAAUCAUCUGUUCAGCCGCCGCAGCAGCAGGACGGGGAGAGGACACAGAGACAUGUCCAGGUCGAGCUGCGCGUGAAAUAAGAGGAAGAGGAAGAACGAAAAGGAGGGAGACGAAUUACAUAUCUUGUUAACUUCAUCAUGUGUGUUUAUUUACUAGAUAUUUAAUUUAAUUUGAUGCAGAUUCAGCUGUGUUGAUUCGGUCAGGUUGUGUGUCCAAACGCGUGCCAGAUGCGCUCAUCAGAUCAGAUAUAGAUCAGAAUAUAUCUAUAUAGAUCUAAAUAUAUGUGCUGACUCAGAUUAUUAGUUAUUGUUGAUUAUUUAUAGCACUGAAAUGUUCCUGACACUGUGGAAACCUGCUGGUGAGGCAUCAGUGACGUAUGACGAUACGGCGCUGGUCUACCAAAAUACCACGAGACCAGCUGCACUCUGCCUGUGCUGAAAGCUGACCAGGUUUGAAUCGGCGAGCUUUCAGCGCACUUUAUACGCCAGUGGCGAGCACGAAAAUGUCACUUCGCCCACUGAUUCUGUCAACACCUCCCCCUGCCACGCCACCACGCUCAGUUUGGUGGAUCUUGGUGCGCCUCAGUCCACGAAAAUACCAAACUGUCUGUACGCCGGGCUCCGCCAGACGAAAAUACAACUGCGCAGGAUCCGCCAUCCUCUGCUGCCUCACCGGCGUACACGAAAAUAGAGCCCAAAGACUCAAAGUCCUUUAGCUACCAACAUUACCUGGGUCAGCCUUACAGACCAGGUUUUUAGGGCCCUAUGUUGUUGAGAAGAAGUUGAGUGACACUGAUUUUGUUAUUUGUACUCAUGACAGGAAAUGCACGUUUCCUGUUUGUCAGCUGAACAUGUUGAAGCUACAUGCUCCCUAGCCCUAAGGGGGACAAGGCCUCUUGUCUGAAGCUGGUUAUAUUGGUGCCGUUUCGGUUGUUGCUGCAUGUCCCGUUGAUGUAACUAAGCUAAAGAAAACUCACCUGCAUUGGCUGCUCGACUUCAGAACUCCCAGAUUUUGGAAAAUUUCAAGACUUGUGUGUCCUAUUUACAGCCACUCAAAAGACGGAUGUUCUUAGGCUAAUUCUGCUUUGUAAAGGCUUCCUUGACUCUUAACCUUAGCAAAUGUGAGUUUUACAGAGCUACCAUUACUUACCAUCGCAAGGAGGUAGGUCAGGGUCAGGUUUGGCCCAUGACAUCCAAGAUCAUUGCUGUUGCCCAGUAUCCUGUCCCCAGUACUAAACAUCAGUUCAGAUGAUUUCUGAAGUUAGCAGGUAAGUAACCUGCUAACCCCGAGCAUUUUGCUGGAAUUUUGCCAGAACUGACUUAACCAGUCAGUCCCACUCAGGAUUUGGUGUGGGACUUCAGAUGUGAGCAGGCUUUUCAAGCUGUCUUGUGCAACUCCCAAAUUCUUGCUGCCCCUAAUAUUGCCAUACUGUUCAAGCUUGAGGUGGAUGCCAUUAUUACAGGUGCUGGAGCUUUCCUGAUUCAGGAAGAUACAGUAGGCACUGACCAUCCUGUGAGCUACUUUUCUCAAAAGUUCUCACAGGCCCAGCAGAACUACUGUACUAUUGAAAAAGAAGCCCUUGUGUUGCAGUGGGCUUUUCAGCACAUUGAGGUGUGUGUUGGAUCCUCUUUGCAGCCUGUUGUUGUUUUCACUGAUCACAAGCUGUUGUGUUUUUUAAUUGCAUGUACAACAGCAACCAGAGGCUAAUGCACUGAGCCGACAAGCCCAUAGCUAUAAGAUUGGGAUUUACUGCAAGAAAGGCAAAAAAAUGUUGCUGCUGAUGUGAUGUAACGUGUUUUUAAAUGAUGUCACAUCCUGUGCCAUCUUUAUGGGGGGGAGUGUUACACCAGGGUUUCUCCCUGUCUCAGUACGCCUUAACACUACCUUUUACAGUAAAAUAUAUUAGCAAACAAACUGAACUCAAAAAAGCAAAUCCAGUUAUUUCUUAUUUCUUGUUGAAAUGAAACACCCCCCAAAAAGAUCACAAACAUAUACAAUGUUAAAUAAUUCCAAGGACAUUUUACAUCCUUUAACAUUUGGCUGACAUCAGAGUCACUGACAAGGCUCUGGAAAUAGUGUGAGGGUGCCUACAUUGAUGUUUUCAGGGACUUGGAAGUUGAAUCUGAACUCAACAUGAACUUGCUGAGCUCUGCAUUAAUGCAAACUUUGUGGAUUUUAUGUAAUUUGAUGAGUUUGCUUGUUUGUCAAACCAAGUGCAUUGGAUUUAAUGCAAUAAGAUUAUUGCAUUAAUGUACUUAGACCACAAAAUGUUUUGAAAGAGCUGUUUCUGCAAAGCAAACCAAAUGCCACAAUAAACUAACAGUGCAAUGCUGUUGGAACAGUCACAAUUUGAGGAGAGAACAUCCUGAAUGUGUUGCCUUUUCCUAAUCUUGCAAAAUGUGCAAGCAGUCCUUCUCACUGUUUUUGUCAGCUGCUUUGGGGAUUAAUUAGCAGAGCAGUGUUAGAAACAGAUCCUCUGCAAAAGAAGGCUGUCCCUUAUUUUUCACACUGCAUCAUGUUCUUACAGAGACAGAAAGCUUACUACAGGAGGAAACUCUGGGCUAUGGAGACAAAUAUACAGUUUUUGCUCUUUGCUAGGUGAGGAAAUGUAAAUGUCACUUGGCAAUACUGAAAGUGUUGUGGAGACCUUUCUUUUAACUAAUUAAAUAAAAAAAAAGGGUAAUGACAUUAAAAAAACAAGGGCAUCUAUGUAGGUUGGUUAUUUUUGUGUAAAUGCACAGCUACACAAUUUAGAGUAUCAUGGAGGGGAGAGGAGUCCAAUAUGCAUGGCUUAUCAACAGGGUGCUUCAGGGGUCAUUGCUUGGUCCCUUCCUUUUCUCAAUAAACACCAUCUCACUUGGUGUAAUCAUGCACUCCCACAGCUUUUCCUAUCACUGUUAUGCAGAUGAUACACAGCUUUUCCUGUCUUUUUCAUCUGAUGACACAACUGUCUCAGCUCAGAUCUCAUCCUGCCUUGCUGAUAUUUCUAAAUGCAUGAGAAAAUGUCACCCUCAGCUCAACUUCCUCAAGAUUGAGUUUAUUAUUCCAGGCAGUCCCACUCCCAAUUCAUCCAAACGAAACAAAAGGGCCCUCACUAGGGCUGGGUACCAAACUUCAGUUCUUCUAUGGCAAAGACCAAAACGCUUCAGUGGUACCAAGUAUCAAAAUAUGUCUUGUCUUUUGGUGCCAAGUUCCUGUACCCAGGUAUUAAUCACGUGAUCAGGAUUUGAUAAUGGCACCGGUGAUUGGCUAUAACAUUACAUGUGGUUGUGGCAUGCAGGAAAAAUAGAUACAGGUUACGCCCACGGACAGGAUUCACGUGUGCCAAACAGUAACAUUGCUGUAAUUGCGUGUCUCGAACCACUGAGGUCAAAAUCGUGGCUUUACUUUUGCAAAAUCAAUGUCAAUAAAGCAUGGUGCAAUAUACAGUAUGCAAAAAAAAUCAAACAUCAUUGCUAAGGCUGGCAACAAUACAGAUUUAAUGAAGCAUCUAACAGUGCACGGUAUUGAUUUAAGAACGGAAUGUUGCUCUGUGUUUGAGGGGACCACAGCCAUUCACUUCCUCUCAGCAUUCAAGUCUGCCUGUGGAUGUUACAGAGCCAGAGUGGCCGGAAUCAAAAUGUCCACUGCCUGACUCUGCUUCAUCUGACAAUACCAAGGGUGGAGCCCUCUCUAGGAUUACAACAGGUCAGUUUACAUUCAGCGAAAUUUGGCUAGCUUUUUCUUGCUUGGUAACUUAAUGUUACUGCAACUUGAUACGUGCAUUGCAUGGUGAGUUAAACAGGGAUCCAUGUAACGCGAACUUAAGAUAGUAGUGUGUAGCUUUAUUUCAUGGCUGUGUAGCUAGCUAAAUCAAAAGCUAACUAAUGACUGACAGUAACAGACAAAGUUUAGCUUGUAAAAACUCAUCAAUGCUCAUCAAUUGAGUGGGCUAGUUAAACAGCUCAGUUACAUUUGCUGUUCUGUUUUUCUUCUCACAGCAGCCUCUGACCCUGAUGUGAGAAGGAAAAGGCCAGUCAGUGUAAAUCCACUCACACUGACAAGAAAGAGGAAAAUGUCAAAAGAAAAACAAGAUGAGUAGCUUAUUACUUUGUCAGUGUGAACUUACAGUAUGUGCUAGGCUGUGAUCUAGCUAUUUAAACAAUGUGUAUAUUUUUUAGCAGACUGGAGAGACUUUCUGAUGAUGAAUAUAGAAAAGCAGAACAGAUUGUCAGAGUUAUGAAGAUACUCUACACUUCAACCAUCUGCAUCUUCACUGAAAGGAGUCCAACUUUAGACCAGAUUCUGCCCAUCUUGGGGAAACUCCAGCACCACUUCACAGUCACAGUCAUGAUGAAGACUCCUCCUUUACUCAGACUAUCAAGGACAAAAUCUAGGGUGACCUCUCACAACAAUACCAAGUAUGCAGAAUAAUCUUGUAGAUUUCUCAGUCAUUCUCUAGGUAUACUCAGAGACAUGACAACUGUAAUAUGGUUUUGUCUUGCAGGAUGAGGCAUCAGGUCAGUUCUUGGAGGAGAUUUUGUAACACAAAAGAUGUUUAUUGCUAUUGGUAGUAUUUUAUUCCUCUUCAAUUGUAGAUCAGUUUAUAUGACUCCCAUAAUCUAUUAGAUACAGGGAUAUAUUAUUUGUACUAUUGUUUAUUUUCCUUGGUUGUUUACAGUUGUACAGUGUUUACAUAAUUUACUGUACUUGCUGCUCUAUGUGCCUCAGUACAAAUCAAUUUUUUUAAAUUAAAUUCCUGACAGUAAUUAAGCAGACAGUGACAGUUAAUUGUGUUAAGUGACCUGUGCAUGAUUCUUACAGUAUUCAACAAUACAUCCCUAAAAGUAUCUUGUGGCUGCAUUGCAAUGCAGUUUCUUGAGGCUGCACUUUGUGGCUAAUUACUUAUAAAUGGACAUAUUUCCACAAAAAGCUUUUUAAACAACAAAUGCUUGAAGGAAACUAAUCAGGCAAUUGUUGCCAGUAGUUCUUUGGAAAACAAGUACACUGCUUUUACAAGCCAUUAAGUAGCUGUAAUGUUUCUAGCCAUUUAUUAUUUUUGAUGAAUCAUUAAAAAGAGAGCAAUAGCUUGGUGCACUGAAAUUUACAUGACAUGGGCCAAGUGUAGUUAACAGUUCCUUGUGGAUAGGACUUCCAUCACUGUGUUCAAUCAUGUUUUACAAAGCAACUCAUCUUAAAAAUUGAUGUAUAUGGACAUUUAUAGAUUUUGAAUCACUGACAAUUUCAAAAGGGCUGCUUAAUUGUCUUCCUCAUCAAAUAAUCCUCUGUCAUACUGGAUCUUUACUACCGAACAGCAGAAAUAUAAAGUGUUAGUGAUGGUUGAUCAAUGCAAGUACUUCUCUCAUUGUAUAUGCUUAAAAAUCAUUAUGAGAAAAAGAGAUGUUUGUGUAGGUUAUCAUUCAUCCAGGUCAAGGUUAUCCAAUACUUCUUUGAAAGAGCAACUGGACUUGUUCAAGGUUGUGGAGAAACUCUGAUACUCUUAUCCAAUGCUUCGUUGAAAUGGCAACUGGACUUGUUUGAGGUUCUUGAGGACAUUUCGCCUCUCUUCCGAAAGGCUUCUUCAGUUCUGAACUUUACUGAGCUAAAUAGGCACUCUGGAAGAGAGGCAAAAUGUCCUCAAGAACCUUAAACAAGUCCAGUUGCCAUUUCAACGAAGCAUUGGAUAAGAGUAUCAGAGUUUCUCCACAACAUUUUUCCAGAAUACUAACGAGAAGAAUCUAAUCUAGAAUAACUCCAGGUGAAGUCUUUGACAAAGUCCAUAGUCCACUGCCAAAGAUCACCUGUACAAAUAUCUGAACUGGUGUGUUUGAAAACAAGCAUGGCAACAAAUGUUAUGUAAUAUGAUUUGAAAUUAUACCUGUAAUGAGAAAUAUGAAGUGCAAUAAAUAAAUGCAAUAUGAAGUAUGAGCAGCUGUCACUAUUUAUACUCUCCUCAUGUGUCCCAUAAAAGAAAAUAGAUAAGGUACUAAUGGAUGUGAGCCAUCAGUAGUUCUCCAUCCUGUUAGACACAGACGAAACCCCUGAAGAAACCCCUUUGUCCUCAGCUGUAUUGAUUUUCUGAUAAAUGCUCGACUUUCUUGAAGGUUACAAUUUGUAAGAAACAUAUUAACAGGAAAGCAUAGCUAUGCUGCUCAGAGAAAGAUUUUGAAGAGAAAUUAAAAAGAAGCCUGGCUUUAAUUUGUCAAAGGGGAGCCAAACUUUGUUAGUAUUUCCUGCUACUUUUUACAGUGGCUCGAGGUAAUUGGCACAAAUAUUUCAGGAGGGCAACAAAAAAACAAAAACGCAUGAAACAUGAAAAUAUUUCAAUAAAUGCAAAAAAGAUUUUGUAAAAAAACAAAACAAAUCAAUAAAUAAUUCACAUUAAAACAACAUAAACUUAAGAAACACAAAAUUAAAAUACAUAUAUUUUAACACAAAUAAAUUUUUAAAAUGUAAGAGUACAGGAAAUAGAUAAUUAAUUUAUGCAUGGUAUACACUUUGUCUAAAAGCUUUAAAGUGAAUGGCAGAAUGCAUUAUUUUCUGGAACAUUUAUUCAUGCAUGCAAAAAUGAGUUAGCUUGGCUUUUCAGUAACUAUGGAGAACAUUGUGUCAUCCAAACCCAGAGGUUAUUAUUAUUUCCUGAUAUGUUUGCAGAGAGUCAGUUAUGCAGCUGGUGUUAAAAGCAGGUAUUAUUUUGUGAGAGCAUCUAUAAACCACAGAUACACACUCUCACACACAAUGGAAAAAUGGAACUAUGUUUAUUGGCACUUUUCUGGUCAUCUGACCCCUUAAGAGCACUUUUUAUAUUACAAGUCACAUUCACCCAUUUACAUCCCAUUAACAGACUGAUGGCAAAGGCUACUAUGUAUAAAGCCGAUCAGUUGGGCCAAUGGGUGCAGCCAGCAGGGCGGGUAGCGUCAAGUGUCUUACCAAACGUAAUUCCUGCAUGAGGACAGUGAGUCUUGGGAUCAACUUUUUGAUUUAAGGUUCUACUACUGAGUCAUGUGCACGCACAAACAUGUGCACACACAAUUUUUUAUCUGUAACUUAACUUACAGGCACAGGUACAGGUACUGCGUACACAUCCUUAUAAAUUUGUUAUAGGAACAUGUUAUUUUUGAUAAUGUCAUACCCUACUGUCACUUUUCAUUUAAAAAAAUCCCCUGCUUUAGCAUUUUGUGAGUAUGAAUAAGACAUUUUUCUGAACUAGAAUUAUAGAAAUGACAACUUUAUUUCAAUGAUAAAUAGAAUGGGUUCUAUAGCACUGCUUAUAAACAUUGCUCUUAACUAUUAUGAAUGCUCAAACACUUGAUAAUGCAUUUUUCAAGGGUUCAUAUGAAGAGUUACCUGAGUGGAUUUUUUUUAACAACCGUAGUUUAAAGACAUUCUUUGUCUAAAAGUUAAUAGAACAUAAUCUGAACUAUGUUGCGUCUCUGCUGUAAUCUGAGAGAUAAUUGUUUUGUAAAGCACAGAGAAAUUGACAUUGUUUUUACUUCUGUGAAUUUGCUGAAAAAUUAAGGGUUUUCAGCUUUUAGAAUUGUGGUAUGAUGUGUAUAGCCUUGCUGUGAUUAACCUUUUAGGAGCCUCCCGCAGGGCAUGUGAACUGUGUCAAGCCCCUGUUAAAAGUGACCUAUGAUCUGUUACUGAUUUACACCCUCAACAGAACAUAGACAUGCUUGACAGCUUUUGCUAAUGCGGUUGAUUUACAGCUUCUACUUAACCUCCAUCAGACUGAGGCUGUCCUGCUUGGAUGUGAAGCUAUACUGAUUGGAGGGGUCGAUAGAAAACCACUUCCUCCUUUCGUUCCAUUGGUGCUACAGCUGUUACAUCAACUUGAAUUCCUUUGUAGUUGAAGUGAAUUCUCAUGUGUAACAGCAGAAAUUGUUAAUCCAGCAGAGUGAUUUGGUGACAGGCAGAGGUGCUAAUCCUCCCAAGUCAUUCAGUGCUAGGGAGGACUGCCUAAUCCUUUGCUGGAGGUCUGAUGUGAAAAAAGAAAAUACUAACCUCCAGAAAAAUGAUAGGAGGGUCUUAGAGAAAGUUUAAACUUCUACUUCACAUUGAAAUUGGCACAGUAAAUGUUUCCUGCUCCUCUGUGGACUUUGCCAUUAAAAAUCUUUGAUUCUAAGCCAAAGAAUUAUUCAUCUGAUGACUGACAGGACAUUGAAAAUGUGUUUUAUUGCAUGGGCAAACAGAGAUCAUGAGUACUGCAAAACAUUGUUUUUAAAAAAAUAAAGGGAAACUGAAGCGUCUCGUUGGUGGAUGUCUCUGCUGUUCUGAUGUCUCACAAGAUCUCACUCGUUGCAGGGAGAUGAAAGAGGUCACAAGAGUGAGUGACACCAGGAGAGUCACAAACUGGCAGUGGGAGGAAAAGGGAAACACUUGCAUUUCUGUUCUCAAGGCUUAAAAAAAUAACCUGAGCCUGUUAGUGGUGAAAUAAAGCACAAGUAGUGGGCACAGUUUUCUGUAAAUGUGUAAUUGCCCAGUCAAACUACAUUUUAGCUCGUUUUGAGGCUACCAGCUGCUCCACUCUAUCUCAAUACUGGACCAAUUUCAGAAAUUGUUCUCUCCAUCAGUCAUGCACACAUAAACACAUGGGAAAAUUGGGCUCAGGUUAAAAAAACAGUUUCCCUUUUAGGGAGGCUCCUUAUACCUUUUUUACAUUUUAGACCUUGAAAGUGAAGUUGAAAUAUGUAAAUAUCAUAGAAUAUAUGAAAAUGGACUCCCUACAAGUAUUUUUAACUCAUUGAACAUGUAGUUGGUGACUUUAAAAUGUUGUCAUCAAAGGAAGUCUUGGCUCCAAGUUAAGCUGCUGCCACUCAAUAUAAAAAACGAUGAUUAUAGUACACUCAGCUCGUAGGUGUUUGUAGCCCAACAUUUCUGGGAAGUAACAAAGAAAUAAUAUGAGAACAUGUGCAUACCCAGUGUUUAGGUAGAGCAAACUUUCCAGGGAUUCAGAGUCCUAAGGGGGAAAUGAAUAUGCAUGGUAUCAUAUUGUAGUCACAACUUCUUUGCAGCUUAUUUUUUUCAGUUAAUAAAAAGACUAUUUUUAUAUAUUAUAAACAGUGUAUAUGGUCAUAUGUGCAUUUGUUCAGGAUUGACACUUUAACCCCUGUGUUCACUAGAAGCGGGAUGUAAGCUGAGCCCACAUGAUAUGUGCAGAGCUUAAAUGAAGGCUGUGAGGUCUGUACAGUGUUAAUGGGGACAGCAGCAGUAUCACGGCCAACAGGAGAGGAGUGACAGCAGCGUGCCAAAUGGUUUAGCUUGUUGCAGUUACGACAACAUUUUCCCUGGGCAGAGCAUGACUGAUCUCUGGUUGCAUGUAUAGUGGAGCUACAGUUGCUACAGCUCUUGGCCCCACUCUCUCUGGGCCUCCUGUCCACUCUCUGUACAUCCAAGCUAUCACUGCCACUGUCAGCAGUCCCUGUGUGAUAAGCUGAUGACAGUGGUGACGUCAUAGCCGAACUUUUCGUGUUUUCAGUGUUAACUACUUAAAUCAAUGUGACUGUAAUGGUUUGAGACAAAGGGCACAAACUAAAUUCAGUCUUUUUAUUCAUGCAUUGCUGCUUUGAUGAAAUUUGCUCUCAAUUUUCCAGCAGUGGCAUGAAAGUAAAUACAAGGGCCAUUACAUCAUUCCAUCUUGUUAUCAUUCUCAUUAGUUUGAUCCUCUUAAUGACUCAUAUCAAAGACUGGUUCCUAUAAAACACAACACUGACACUUGGUGUGAGUUAUAUGCUUUCCUAGUAGAUAUGCUCUAUUUAUGACGUUUCCAGUAUUUUUUAAAUUUGAGUUUCUACCAUUGUUCUCAUUUCCUAAUAAAUCCAGAGAAGUGUCUGUUGAAUCUUAAAGACAAGGACAGACUUUAAUCAAUACAGGCACCAUAAAAUUGCAACAGACUUCGACUAGGACAGAGCAAAUGCAUCCCCCUGAGUUCUGUGGCAAACAUAAAAAUGUUUACAACACAGACUCUUAACCCACCUAUCCCCCUUUUACAACUGAAAGAGACAAUGUUUUGAAGAAGCCAACAAGAAUAUCUUUAACUCCAUAGCAUUUACCAUGGCCUCGUGUGUGGACUGUUGUAGUGUUUUAAUUUGGUUGCUAGGAUUUCAUAGAGCCUAAACAAAACAUAAACCCAACCCCUUCCCCAGCUAAAGUAAGCCUGGGGUGGCAAUCCUACAUUUGUCACAAAAAAAAAAAAAAAAAAAAAGUGGAACGAAGCUACAAGACAUUUUUGAAAUCGGUUACACAAAACUUGUUUUUGCAGAAGAUAGCAUUAGAGAAAUGGAUGGAGAAAAAAAUAGUGUAAUAGGCUGACAAAUUGUAUUUCGGUGAAUGAGGAAGGGGCCUAUGAGUCAGUGUGUGUACGCAUAUACCAUGAAAAAUGGAUGAGUUCUACCUCCCGAGACUAAAAUUAGACAGAAACCUUAUAUGGUGAGUGUCCUUCAAGUAACUCUCUGAUUUAUAUGCAACAAAAGGAGACAGGGUAAGCUAAAAAAACCUGCUAUUCCACAAUGCACUUGCAAGGAUAGGCAGGAAAAAUGCAAAGCAAGACACCAUGCAAAAUCUGAUCAUGUAUUUUGCAGAAAACCAGAGCAGUCAUUGCAAUAUAGCAAUGGUCUUUUUUUAAGCAACCCUUUUGAUAAAAUAUGAUUACUGUGUGACUGUCCUUCUGUGGCAACAGGGUUAAGGUAGAAUAUCAAGUAGCCUUAGGGCUGUAUUAACCACACUAAAUUUAUAUUGAUGGUCCACUUUCAUUUACCACAGAUUUUAGUAUUUUUAGUUGAUAACAGUCAGGAUUUGUAUGGCAAGCUGUCAAUAGAUUAGCUGCAAGUUUUUUCUUAAAUAAUGAGAAAGGACUUAAAGCUAUGGUCUACCAUUUGGAAGCUUGGUACUUAUAUUAAUAACAUUGUUUAUAAGGCCGUUAUGGUCCUAUGGUCCGAUCUACGCAUAUAAAGAUCAUAAAGAACGAAAAAAAUCCAUUCAGUAUGUCCACUGCAAAAAGGCAUAAUAAUCGACAACUCCGAACCGGCAGCAGUUGGAGUCCAUCCAAUCCCCUGUCUCCCCUGCUUCGCACCGUCCCGUCCAUGGUCCCGCCUCCUCCCCACUACCCCCCUCACGUACAUGUGAUUAGCGAGCUGCACAGCCGCUGAAGCGUAAUGGAGCUGGAGAAGACAAACAACGAAACCAGGAGGCCGCUUCUGUUACCCUCCACAUCGAAGGGAAGGAAACAUGAAAGUUUCGAGGAAAAGGCUGAAGUAAGGAAGAAAUAUGAGUGAUACAGGUGCCAAAGGGGAGUCUACACUGGAGAAACAUACGACCAGUGUUGUGCCGUAGAAUGCACCCCUUCAUCCCAUCCACUCAUUAGCUUCUUAAAGUGGAGGAAAAGGAUCUCAUAUUUUAAAAAAAAACACGAAUAUUGGAUUAUGACAGCAUGUCAAAUGGAGCAGCAAACUUUCGUUCUGUUUUUAUGUGGCUCAAAAACGCACAUAUAGAGGUGUACUUGGGUAUAUAAACUGUACAGUAAACUGUCAAGUUAGAGAACAUUAUAUUUUCAGGACAGCAAAUAUUCCGAAUCAGAGAGCUAUUUUUUCGGCUUAUCUCAAUAGAAAUCAUUAAAGGCACAUGCUUUUGAAUCCAUCCAGCGGUAAGGAAAACUUGGAUUAUUUCACCUUGUUAUGUACUUUCAACCACGCGCACGUCAGGGGAGGCAUUCUACGGCAAGGUUGCAUUCUAUGACACAACACCGGUAGGAAAAGCUGCUGAAGGGUUUGGGACUGAAAACUGAUGCUGAGACAGCCGAAUUUCUGUUGAACAGGUAAUUACUUUGUUUACUACAGUGGGAGAUGUCUGCUGAAUAACUCUGGUUAGUCUGUGCCUAUACUGGCUAAUGACUGAACGUUGUUGGUCGGAACGGGUAGGCUCUGUCAAUAGAUUUUUAGCAUAAGUUAGCCACGCAUCUUUAGCAUUGUAAACUGAGCUGGUGAAGACACGCCGAGAAAGGUAAAGCCUCGCCCACAAUCGUCUCUGCCCGCUUCGCCCUGCUAAUAUAUGGUUUUGAUCGCUGGUCCAAUUGAAAUGGCUACCACUGUGUACCACUGACCAUAGCUUUAAGUGGGUUUUCUCCAUUGUUUAUUUUGUGAAAAUAAGCAAUGUGAUAAAAAAAUCUUUGUAGUAGAUGUAACCUCCCAUGGUUUUUUAUUCAAGUUUGUCCAUUUUUCACACACAAUAACACAGAAUUUUUACUUUUUCUAAGUGGAAUGUGUUUUGUCGUCCAGUCACAUGUGUCCAUUAUAUGUAAGGGCUUUGUGAAGACAUCAUGCACUUUCUUGCACUUUCUGUGGUGAUCAGUGUGAACUACAGUAUAUAGAUAGUGCACCGUAAAAUUCAAUUAAAAAAAAAAAGUGUUUUUAUGUGAGAUAACUUUGAAGUCGAUUUAGCUAAAAACAGAUUUUUUUGUGAACACGGUUAACCUUGCAGCAUUUUUGUGAAUGAAAGGGUAAUAAUACAAACUUGUACAGGGCUAGAGAUAUUAUGAGGCCCUAGAGCGAUUGUCAACAUCAUCUGGAGGGUGAAAGCUAAAAGGGUGUUAAAAGGCAUUUCAAGCAUGACAACCACAGAAAAUGGACACCAUGUCCACAGCAUGGAGGCUUUGUUACCAAUGGUUUGUGUUUUGUGUCUUCACUAUGGGAGCUGUGGUUUAGAAGCAUUAUUCCAUCCCUUCUACUGUCUGUCAGUACAAAUAAAUUCUAAGUAUUUUGUGUUUUUUUUUUUUUAAAUCCAGACCAGACACUGCGGGGUGAUGUAUUAUCCCCCUUGAUCUGGCAGUACAGCAGACAUACAACAAACGACAUAGUGGAAGAUGGGGAAACGCCAGUGAUAGCUCAACAGGGCAUCGCUUCAGAGGAAACACGGCCAGUGGUGCAGAAAGAACCUGUUUAAUUGGGAGAGUCUGAAUGCACAAGCACUAAUUAGCCACAAAGAACAUGGUUCAACUUCCGAAUCCCAACAGCAUGCUGAAAACUCUGCUGACAUUUUGCGAGCUGUAGGGUGGUCAGUGGGUGUGCGGAGUUCCCAGAAUAGCAAAUGCAUUUUUCUUGUUAGCAUUUGUGUUCAAUACACACAGAAUUACCAUAAAACUGAGCUUGACUGGUAAUAUAAAGUAAUGGGGAGGGUUGCGUGUAUUGUUGCACAGUCCACAUUUUAAUAUUUCAGUUCCUCUGUCUCUUUUCUUUGUAUCUUGUGUCAAAUGGUAUGGACAUUAAAAGAGAAAUCAGUGAUUUUUUUGUGUAUCUUAAGACAAUAUCGGUGAAUGACCCUCAUGCUUUGAAUAAUUAGAGGACGGCAAUAAUGCCCCCGUAUGUCAAAUAGUGCACUGUUAAAAGGGUCAUGAACACAAUUUGUCAGCAUGUUUGUUUGUGCAGCAAUAUGAUGGAAAAAGGAUGAAGAGGAGUGUUUAAAGGUGUGUGCUUCCGGGUUGAUUAUCAUGUGUAUGCUAUAUAUGUUUAUAGUGCAGCAAUGAUUAUCUACAUGUACUCUUUCAUUUGAAAUAAUUCCAUUAUGCAUUCCACUCUUACAUCCAGGGGGGAAAAAAAAGAGUAAAGCAGUGAGACAUGGGCUUGUGCUUUAAUGUUUCAUGAGUACUGUACACUGUUGAUACUACUGGACUGAUGCAAAGUGACGAAUGAAAGCUUGAAAGAAAUACAACACUUCUUUUUAAACCAAUAAAAACGCUAAAAGUUUAAUGUGGGAGUGAAAUGAAUAAGAUAUAUGUGGAGAAAAUGAUAAUGGCAUCUCUCCAAGGCGCUGGGUGAAUAAUUACAACCAUGUUAAUGAAUUCAAAGCAUUGUGUUCACAAAGCUGUGGGUAUAGGAUUUAUAGUAGACAAUUUUUUGCACAAUUACCACAAAAGCUGGCCAUGCACUUAAACCGAACAUAAUGUACUUAUAACAUUAACUUUGAGGUAUGUCACUGCAGAAGGAAUUCAACACAAGGACACAACAUAAAGCAUUUGGUUAAUGAGCACCUCAAGGCAAAAGGAAAUGUCCCAUGCACACAUUCUGCCAAUAUUCAUUAAAGAUUCAUUUGUAAUUUCAUUGCUUCCAUAAAUUCAUAGGUGCAGUCCAACCAAACUAUUCUGUCUAAAAUUCAUUUGCUUUGCUCCUGUAAAAUGCUGUUGAUUUUGAAAGUGGUUCAAUACCUGAUUAUCGAAAGUUGUAAUAAUCAGGUAUUUAAUGGUUUUCAUCUUGACAGAUAAGACCACAGAUCCAAAGUAAUGUGUGUUGAGAGCAUUGCUUCAGUAUUACAGAGGUCUCUUUGAAGAGUUGUAAUCAAUUUGUCAAGGUUCACUCAGUUAAAACCGUAAAAGAAAUCACAGUCAACUCAUGCAAACAAGGAUUUUUUAAAAGCACCGGAGUGUGGCUUUCAUCAUUCUUUCUGUAUUUAUGCUUUAUCACUAACUCUAUGCCUCAUUUUCCCUUCAUCUGCUUUUCCCUCUCUCCCUCUCAUGGUGACUCAUGCAUCACCCCAUGGCUCUCCUUUCGGCUGUCAAAUUUUCAACACUUUUACUGACUCUAAUCUAAUUCAGGAGCAAAUCCCAAAACGGUCAAUUCUACAUUCCCUCUCAAUGGCCCCAAUUACCAUCAUCAUUUGCUCGGGAUUCUGAGAUCUCACAGGUUUUUAAACCAGCCAAUGAUGCUCCAAGCCUUUAUGAAAAUAUGAACAGGUUUAAAGUAUGUCACUCACUUCCCCCUGCAGUACAGUGUCCCCCGUGCCUCUUAGGUCACCCUGGGUCAGGUGACCACAGAUAUAGUGUACACAAACAGGCCAACCCAGGUCAAGAGUCACGGGCCAGUGUUGGUAUUGAUAACUUAGUAAUUGUCAAUAAAUGAUUUGAAUUCCCAUGAGUUCUCUGGGAAAUAAUUUUAAAAAAAGCUUUGAUUGUGGUGCAGUGUGAAAGAUAUUGUUUUCAUUAACUCAAAACGUGCUUCUGGAUAAGAAACUUAAAUUUUAGACCACAUUUCCGAAGAUCCUGUCCUUACUUUUCAACAUGUUUGAAGAGAGUUUUCCUCAUCUGACAUAUUCUUUCAAUCAUAGCAAUAAAGCAUAAAAGCUUCGCUCCCAUUUUGCUGCAAUAUCAAAGGCCUUAUUUUAACAAACCUCUAAAUCAUUUGUUUAUAUGGAGCAGGUGCCACACAGCACAGAAAAAAAAAAACUCAGACACACAUUUGUUUUAAACCAUUAUUUCUCUGAAGGCUUUUGGUAAAAAACGUGGAUCCCACAAUGAAUGGAUUACUGAUAUUUCAGUAGCUGCUACUCUUGGAUAUUUGUUUCACUGGCUUUAUGCUUCCUAAAACCACAUGGUGCCAUUAAUGCUUGGAGGCUCACUUAUGACCGUAUAUUAUGACAUACUGUCAGCUAUUUCAUUUAUUGAUAGUGCAGAGAGUGAGGCACGUCUGAAAGGCAGAUCAGAAUACUUCAUUUAUUCACAGAGGAAAAUCCUGUCAUUACAGUAUUACACUUGCUCUUGAAAAUAUAAAUAUUCAGUGGAAGGAGAAAAAAAUUAGGGAUCAGUGAGAAUAAAUAAGAAAUUGCAGCAGUUAGUUUAAAGUGCAGAAUAUUAGAAAUAAGCUAUUUACAAAGUACAGAGUGUUUGAAAAAUGAGCUUUGUAGCAGUUUGCGGCUUUGGAUAUUGCACAGAGUCUUAUACGGUUUACAACAAAGUAUUGCACAGUUUAACAGAAUAUUGCACAGUGUAUGUUAAUAAUAUUGUAAUAUUGCACUCUUAGAUCAUUGAAGUUUUUACAAGUUUAUGAUCAGAUUGCACAGCUGAAUAUAUUUAUAUGAUAGGGGUGGGAAUCACCAGUGGCCCCACGAUACAAUACGAUCACUAUACUUGGGCCUCGAUACGACAUUAUUGCGAUUUUUAACGUUUUCAAUACAGUGAGUAUUGUGAUACAAUAUAUUGCAAUUUAUGUAAUUUUUUCAUCUGUUUAGUUAAUUUAGCAAUAGGCUUUCCUUUAUGUUUGUCUUAUUUACACUGUGUUUUAUUUUCAUGUAGCACAUCUUGCAAACCUUAUUUUUAUAUAUAUAUUUGUUGUACUAACUUUUUCCUGCUCUACAAUGUCACCUCUGCCAACCUUACUGGACAAACAGUUGGUUUUAUUAUUCCAGUAUCAUAGAUUUGACUUCAUAUUAGCAAUUAAUUUGACAAACUGAUACUAGGUAAAUUAGACGAUACGAUAUAUCACUAGGCAAAAUAUCACGAUACUAUGUUGUAUCCAUUUCUUCUUCCACCCCUAUUAUAUGAAGUGCAAAAGUUAACAGUUACUACAUGAAAAUGAGUACAGGGACAGUAGGAGUGUGUGACACUCAUGGAGGAUUGUAAAAUUUGUCUCGGUGAGUGUAGACGUGGUUGAGCAGGAAGGUGGUGGCAUCCUCUACUCCAAGGCGAGACUGGUAGGAAAACUGGAGUGGAUCCAAGAGGUGUCUGACUUUUGGCCUCAGCUGUUCUAGGAUGAGUCUCUCCAGGGUCUUUAUGAGAUGUCAAUGCCACAGGUCUGUUGUCCAUGAAGCUGGGACUAGGCAGGGGCUUUGAGGACUGUGGGGCAACCUUUUAAAACAAAAACAGCUUCUGGACAGAGGGCUCUUCAUGCUAAAAUGGAGCUGGACAUCAAACAGACAGGUGGUCUUUACAGAAUUAGAGCAAAAUCCCUUUUACUGUUAUAAGUUGUGAAAGAACUGACAUGGUAUCUCACUUUAAAAACAUGACUUACAGUCUGAAGUCAUCAUCUUCAAUGCGCCAAAUUUUUAUGUAUUUAUUGUCAAUGAUUUCUGUGAUCACAGGUAUAACGUGACCAGUUCUCCUUUAAAUCAAAUAUGUCUGCAAUAUUUAACGGCCUUCAGAGAUGCCCCCAUGUUCUUUUCCUCUUUCCUCUUAAAUAACUGAAAAGGCUCUCUUGUUUACGUGUACAUACCAUCUCUCUGAUCAGAGUCAUGGUCAGACUGUAGCUGCCUGACAUUUAACUCACCAACAGAUCAGUGAACCAGUUCCCUGCUGCAGCAACAGACAACUGGACUGUAAUUAUUAAACAGAGAGAGAAAGAGAGCGAGAGAGAGAGUAACAGAGGCUGACAAGCACAGGCAGACUGAUAUAUACACAAAGACAGGAGGGUGCUCGUGGAUGGAUAAUAAGAUAGAUAGACAGAGAUAGUUACCAGAGCACCAGAUGGAUGGGCAACAAGACAGGUCGACAAAUAGUGAGGCAUCCAGAAUGACAGAUUGGAAACACCUUCAACCAGGCUCGCUAUACAUAUAAAUUAUAUCAUCUGAAUAUCCAGAAACACAAUGAAUUUUAGUUCCGGCAUGUUAAGAUAACUAGAUGAAUAUGUAGAAAAUGCCCCCUUACUUUAUGUGUUGUUGUUGUUGUUUUUCUAUUAAUUUGAUUGGCAGACUACAAAGAGCAAAUGGGAGUCAGGGUUUGUAGUUGCUGUGGCAACGGCCUGCUCUUUGUUAAAGGCUACAUUCCUGGCAUCUGAUGUUUCUGCGCUGCGAUCGAUAAAAACCCAGUCUGCAGAGACCGAUGAACAGACAGGGAUUCUACCAGGCAAGCCAGGACUGGGAAGAAAGAGCAAGAGUUCGGUGAAAAAUGUGUGAAUGAGAAGAUGGAUGGAUGGAUGGAUAGAGAGAUAUACUAAUGAAAGACAGAAUAGAGAAAGAGCUCAGAUCUGGAGAUAGGAGCAGUGCAGCUGCUGAGCCUGAUGGAGGGGUGAGUGCUGUGUGAAGAAAGAGUGUAGUGUGUGCUCUUCAACUCUGUCUGCCUCAUCUCAGCUAUUUUCUGAAUGUCACUCACUUCACUAUCAAAGUAAGGUAUGUGUCUGCCAGUGUGCUCAUCAUCUGCUUACUUUGGCAGAACUUUGCUGUGCAGUGAUUGACAAGAGCUGUGCAAGCAAUCUGUAAGAGGCACCUUUCAUAUUUCUGUCAUUCUCUUUGGCUUAAUGAUGCAUUCAUUUUUUAGUGCUCAUAGAUAUGUGUUUUAUGACCUGUACACUUUAUUUGCAAGGAAUGCGCAGAAUGAAAAGCAUGCAGAUACAGUAAUAGUAGAGCAAUUCCAGUACAGUGUCUGCUGAACCAUCUGUCAUUUCAACAACCUGUGGCUACUAGAGGGUGGUUUUCUGUCCAAGGGUGUCUUUACAAUCAGUGUAGGAAAAGCUGUAGCAAUCUGUGCAACAAGUAAGUUCUGCAUCCUUCUCCCUUAGCUUUGGUGUUGUCACUUCUUUUUGAAAAACUAUAAUGUACCCUGGCUAAGAAGUGAAGCCAUAUCUUUGUGAGUAAAAUAAAAAUACAAAAAAAAAAAUAAAAGUCAAAGCUAAAGGAAUAAGCAAAAAAAAUGAAGAAAAAAGAUUAAAGAGUCCAAGCAGACAAAAAACAGUUUGUGCUGGAAAAGCUGGAUCAUUAGUGCAGCAAAAUUAGAAGUAGUUGGUUGUGACAAACCGUAUACAGAAACAAGCAGAGCCAUGAAGCAAUGAAGCAAAGAGAUGAUGGUGUAAAUAUAUGCAUCCAUGUUUUUUUCCACAUUCUGAGUACUAAAAAAGUCAAGUGUUCAAAUAUGACUCUUAAAUCAUGAUGCGUAAGUUGUAAAUGAAACAAGUGUGAGUCAGUGACAUAAUUCAUUACGUUGAUUAUUUGUUCAGCAGUCGUAUAUUUUUGCUUUCAUUCAACUGAAGGUAGUGUACUGCACUGUGGAAAACUACCAUUUUCUCUUUGGUUUGUAUUUAGACUGAACACACAUUACACAUAGUUCAGUCAUCACCCCACCGGCAGAUGCAGACAUUUUGACACCAUCAUCGCUGACGCAAAGUACUUAGUCACACUCAAUUCUCACAUGGGCUUUCAGUCUCAGUCUUCCCAGAGGGGUAUUCCUUGUCAUUGGACAGAAAAUCUUCCAUUGCCACUUUUUUUUUUUUUUGUUAUGGAGUUAGCUUGCGACCUUUUUUUUUACCACCAAAGUGGAGAACAUUUACACUUUUCUACAGCUUUCUCUGGCCGUGUCUUACCCUGCUGUGAGUUUGAUAACAUUUUCACCCUUGCGUGAAAAAAGGAUGAUUUAUCAGGAUGGAAAAGACGAGGCAGAGUGUGAAAGGCUAAAAGGAAAGUGUGACUUUGGCUGAUUAUGGUGUGUACUUACAUAUUUCUUGUUCUUACAUUGUGUUUUCCAGGGCUUGUUCGUGAUGGUGCUCCAUGUGGACAGUAAAAUGGGCCGUGACAGGGGGCAUCAUGGGUAAGAGAGACAUGCGGCACCCAGCCCUGCCCCACUACCAUCUCCUCCUGGGCGGGGCCCUAGUGCUUCUUCUAGCCAGCCUGGCUCAAAGCUGCCCCGCUCGAUGUGAGUGUUCAGCCCAAAGCAAGUCAGUUAGUUGCUACCGCAAGCGUCUGCCCGCCAUCCCUGAAGGAAUCCCCAUCGAAACACGCGUCCUGGACCUUAGUAAGAACAAGCUUCGCAUCAUCACACCAGACAACUUCUCCUCAUUCCUUCAGCUGGAGGACCUGGACCUAAGUGAUAACCUAAUCAGUGUGGUAGAGCCAGGCUCUUUUCGAUCUCAGCUCGCUCUACGUUCACUCAACUUUCGCAGUAACUUGCUUCAGCUUGUUCCUGCUGGUGUGCUGUCAGGCCUGACCAAUCUCUCCCACCUUGAUCUCAGCCACAACCGACUGGUGGUUCUACUGGAUCACGCUUUCCAAGAUCUGCGCAGGCUGACAUCCCUAGAGGUUGGCGACAAUGAGUUAGUCUUCAUUUCUCAGCGGGCCUUUACGGGAUUACUUGGACUACAGAGUCUGACCCUGGAACGUUCCAAUCUCACUGUAGUUCCUACUGACGCCCUGGGACAUCUCCACAGCCUGGUUGAACUACAUUUGCGCUACCUAAGUAUAAGUUUUCUGAAGCCUUUCUCUUUUAAGAGGUUAUCACGACUUCGCAGACUAGAGAUUGAUUACUGGCCAUGGCUGGACACACUGCCCCCGCUCUCUUUGCAUGGUCUCAACCUUACAACAUUGUUCAUAACCAACACUAACCUGUCUGCCUUCCCCGGCGCAGCACUGCACAACCUGCACUACCUCACACAUCUCAACUUGUCCUACUGCCGCAUCCAGCAUAUACACCAAGGAGAGCUGGGCCAACUCCCACACCUAGUGGAGCUUCGGCUACAAGGGGCCCAUCUGAUUUCUAUUGAGCCUUUUGCAUUCGUGGGCCUCAAAUCUUUGCACCUACUGGAUGUGUCACAGAACCACUUAGACUCCCUGGAAAGGGAAGUGUUUGUCUCACCAGACAGCCUCCAGAGACUAUGUCUGGGUGGAAACCCAUUAGUGUGUGACUGCAGAUUGCUUUGGCUACUUAACAGCCACAAGCCCCCUUCUCUGCAGAUUUUGGAUGUCCAGCCUGAGUGCAGUGCUCCUGAGCACCUUCAAGGGAAAGCUCUUCGAGACCUCAAAGAGCCUCUGGUCUCCCGCUAUAUGACCUGCACCAAACCACGGAUUGGACCCAACACGACUCAGCUGCUGAUGACUGAUGAGGGUCAACCUGCCCGUCUAAGCUGCUUGGCAGAGGGAGCACCUCGGCCCUCAGUGGUCUGGAUUACACCUCACAGACGCUACAUCACAGCCAAAAGUAGUGGUAGGGUAGAAGUUCAGUCAGAUGGUACCCUAGAAAUUAAGACAGCAGAACUGCACGACAGCGGGGUGUAUUUGUGUAUUGCCAGUAACCCUGCAGGCAAUGCAAGCCUGUCAGCCUCUUUGGCUGUAAAGAGUUUGGGCAUUGGGGACAGAUCUUACAACAGCAACAGGAGCUCAAACUAUAUGACAGACUCCAACAGCACAUGGGGGAAUGGAACAGUUCUGUACAACAUGACAGUCCCUAUAGACAUUAAAACUAUCAUUAUAUCUACAGCCAUGGGCUGUCUGUCUUUCCUAGGUGUGGUCGUCUUUUGUUUCCUGCUUUUGUUUGCCUGGAGCCGGGGCAAAGGACGCCAUAAGAGCAACUUUGAUAUUGAGUAUGUCCCUCGCAAAUCUAAUGGGGCAGCAGCGGAGGUGUCUGAGUCAAGCGGUCCACGACGGGUCAACAUGAAAAUGAUUUGAAAUGUUUAAGAUUGUAACAUAAGAGAGCAAGUCAACAAGAAAAUGUCUACAUAUCAGCUAAAAAAAAUGAUUUGUUCUGUUUUUUUUCUAUGACCCAGUGGAUUUGUGACAAGCGAAAGUUAUGUAUAAAUAUAGUGGGUGUCAAUAUGACAGUGAUCUAGUGAUAAAGUGGGCAUGUGAAUAUAAAAGUGAUAUAUGAAACCGUGGACGUGUUUAUAUGAAAUAAUGUUCUCAUACAGUACAUAGACUAUAAUACUAUAACCAACAUAUCAAUAUGGGAGUGAUAUAGUGCUACACUAGACAUGUGUUUCAGUGGUGAUGUGAUGAGUAAUGAUGUUGUCGACUCACCGUAACAUCAAGGUGAAGGAUGGCGCCACUGGGAGUGACCAGGGACAUCUCUACGUGGCAGUUGAACUAUCAUCACUGCAACAUGUCAGGACUGAAUUGUCUAGUACCCAUAUUAGCUGCAGUAUGAAAGGUGUAUGCUGUGUUCACUUGAGUGUGUAUGCGUGAGUGCAUCAGCGUGCGCAUGUUGCAUUUGUGCGUUUCUUUGUGCAUGUGCACGCAUUGCCUUUCUUGUUUGACGGAACAAUUAAAAAGGCUGAAAGGGUCCAAAGCAUUUUCAGGCCUUUGUUCUGUGGAUGUAACAACAGUGCGGUCCCUGUUGUGAAAACAGAGAAUUAUCUAUGUUUGUAUGCAAAAUCACAGUUAUUGUAUUCGAGAAAAAUGCUGCAUACAUUUUGAAAUAGGUCUUCAUCUCAUUGGACUUAUCCCAGCAUCAGAUGGGAAUUUUUUUAACUUGAAGAAAUGACAAAAUACUGGAGAAGUUACAAUGUGGGUUAUAUGAGCUUUCUCUUUACCAAAGAGCUCACUUUUCUGAAACAGCAGUUGUCAUCUGUGUUAUUACUCUGGAAAAGCUGUUAGCUAUAGAAAUGGCAUGUUGAACCCAGUUUAUAACACAAUAAAUCAUGGGUAGAUUUUCCUGCUAGACAAAUCCCUUGAUAUGAUAAAAGGGCCUGUGGCCAGAGAAAUUGGCAAAGAUUUACUGGCCAGCGCCGACUUUGGGAUGAGACAAAGUUGAGCUUAACAGAUUUAUGGGUUGAAUUUCUCCCUCUCUCAUUUUUCCCCAAUCUUCACUUCGAGCUAGUGUGUCCAUAUUCUUCCCUUGGGCACUGAGUAUUUAAUAGAUGGCAAUGAGAAAGAUGUUGUGGAAUCUUGUAUUGUUUAGUUUUUUUGUUGAAAUGUUUUAAAUGUUUAGAAAAAAAAAAGUAUAACAGUUAAGGGCAAUUCUUUGUAAUGCAGGGCGUGGGUUGUAAUUUGUGUGAUCCUGUUGUGAUAAAAAUGUUUCAGGUUGUAAAACUGUUUUCAUAUGACAAAUUUAUGGGUAUAUUUUCAAAAGGAAAUAAAUCAUAAUCAUACCCCUAAAAAGAA